AUGCUCUCUGGCCAACACGCGUUGAUCACUGGCGGGUCGCAGGGACUUGGCUAUGCUAUUGCGCGGAAAUUGGGCUCUAAUGGGUGCCGGGUGACGCUCCUGUCGCGCAGUCUCGACAAACUCCAGCGCAGAGUGGAGGAGCUCAACGAAACCUGCCCGCAUCCCCAAAAACACGAUUGCGUAGCAUACGAUCUAAAGGACCCGAGCGGCAUCGAGUCGAUGGUGAAAAGCCACAAGGGCCUCAAAACAGCCAACAUCCUGGUCAAUUGUGCCGGCGUCCCGCAGUCCAGCCUGCUCAUGUCGACGCCGAGCCAGGAAAUCCAGGACAUCAUCAACGUCAACCUCACGUCUCCGCUGAUCUUGAGUAAACUCUUUGCCCGAAGCAUGAUGCGUCUGCAAAAUCCAAACAUAGUCAACAUUUCCUCAGUUCUGGCAAGAGACUGCGCGCGGGGAACAGUAGCAUACAGCGUCUCGAAAAGCGGUCUCAACAAACUGACCCAGACGCUGGCCUUUGAAAUGAAGUCCAAGAAAGUACGAGUGAACGCAAUCAUGCCGGGGCUCAUGCCGGAGACGGACAUCGGAAAGCAGGUCACCAAGGGUGCAGUCAAGUCGUCGCGUCUCACGUGCGACGACGUCGCCGAGAAGGUGCUCUCCGUGAUUGUUGAUCCGGAGCUGACAGGGGAGUGCGUGGCAGUCGAGUAG
This is a messenger RNA of Ogataea haglerorum, 702 nucleotides long. RefSeq lists its product as uncharacterized. Gene Ontology annotation, molecular function: oxidoreductase activity, acting on the CH-OH group of donors, NAD or NADP as acceptor. The transcript has a single exon. Lineage: Eukaryota; Fungi; Ascomycota; Pichiomycetes; Pichiales; Pichiaceae. The coding region runs from base 1 to 702 and encodes 233 amino acids. The record is from RefSeq and is a predicted model, not a curated record.